AUGAAGCGUCAGAUGCUGAGUCGCAUUCUUGAUGCAGAGGCAAGGGAACGAUUGUCAAGGAUCGGACUUGUCAAGCCGCAAAAGGCGAGACAGAUCACCGACCUGCUCAUCCGCAUGGCUCAAUCUGGUCAGAUCCGAGGCAGGAUCACCGAGGACCAACUCAUCGGUCUGUUGGAUCAAGUGGAUCAGGCCUCUUCGGCAGACUCGGGCGCAGGCAAGAUCACUUUUACCAGGAAGAAGACGGUGCAGGACGACGAUGACAGCGACUUUGACUUGUAG
This is a messenger RNA of Pseudozyma hubeiensis SY62, 279 nucleotides long. Its product is annotated as possible DNA binding apoptosis-related protein. NCBI's taxonomy places the organism in Eukaryota, Fungi, Basidiomycota, Ustilaginomycetes, Ustilaginales, Ustilaginaceae. The record is from RefSeq and is a predicted model, not a curated record. The transcript has 3 exons. Bases 1 to 279 code for a protein of 92 amino acids. Gene Ontology annotation, cellular component: cytosol; nucleus. Gene Ontology annotation, molecular function: DNA binding.